AUGGAGAAGGACCAAAGAAGCCUGAGUCAGAGGAGUGCUCUUCUGGCUUCUCCACCUCUUUCUCAGCUCUUCCCAGCUGAUCUUGAGUCAGAUGACUGUGCAUCCAUAUACAUCUUUAAUGUAGACCAACCAUCAUCCUCUGUAAAUCAGCCAAUUUGUAUUCCUCGCCAUGGAUUCCAGUCUCACUCCACUCCUCUCUCACCACCUACAAGAAUUCAGAGCCAUAAGAACUAUGACGGAACUUGUGAGGUACCAGAAUCCAAAUAUAGUCCACUAGGUGGACCCAAACCAUUUGAGUGCCCUAGUAUUCAAAUUACAUCUAUUUCACCUAACUGUCAUCAAGGGAUUGAAGCCAAUGAAGAUGAAUUGCACACAAAUGGCACAGAAAAUGAGUAUCUGGAAAGGCCUUCACGGGACCAUCUCUAUCUUCCUCUUGAACCAUCAUAUAGGGAAUCGUCCCUCAGUCCAAGCCCUGCCAGCAGCAUUUCAUCCAGAAGUUGGUUUUCAGAUGCUUCCUCUUGUGAAUCCAUUUCCCACGUUUACGAUGAUGUAGAUUCGGAGCUAAAUGAAGCAGCUGCUCGAUUUACCCUGGGCUCUCCCUUGGCAUCCCCUGGUGGUUCUCCAAGAGGCCCCAGUGAUGAGUCUUGGCAGCAACCUUAUGGAUUUGGGCAUGCCUUGUCACCUAGACAGUCUCCCUGUCAUUCUCCUAGAACUAGUAUUACAGAUGAAAAUUGGCUAAGUCCUAGACCAACAUCAAGGCCCUCAUCAAGACCUACAUCCCCCUGUGGGAAGCGACGACACUCCAGUGCUGAGAUAUGCUAUGCUGGUUCUCUCUCUCCUCACCAUUCUCCAACUCCAUCACCUGGCCAUUCUCCCAGAGGAAGCAUAACAGAAGACACCUGGCUAAACACUUCCAUCCAUAAUGUACAAGGCCUUAAUUCUGGCCUUUCACCAUUUCAGUGUUGUACAGAGACUGAUAUUCCUCUGAAAACAAGAAAGACCUCGGAGGAUCAGACUGCGACUUUAUCUGGAAAAAUAGAUAUCUGUCCUGAAGAACAGGGGAACUUACCUUCAUCCCUUGAAACUGCAGUAGAUGACUGCUCUGGAUCUCAGCACACCUUGAAAAAAGAUUUGCCUGGAGACCAAUUUCUUUCUGUUCCUUCGCACUUUACUUGGAACAAACCAAAGCCUGGUCAUACUCCUAUAUUUCGCACAUCUUCAUUGCCACCUCUUGACUGGCCUUUACCAAGUCAUUAUGGGCAGUGUGAACUGAAAAUUGAAGUCCAGCCUAAGACUCAUCACAGAGCUCACUAUGAAACAGAAGGAAGCAGAGGAGCAGUAAAAGCGUCUACUGGAGGACACCCUGUAGUGAAGCUCCUGGGCUUCAGCGAAAAGCCAGUAAACCUGCAGAUGUUCAUUGGCACAGCAGAUGAUCGGUACUUAAGACCUCACGCAUUCUACCAGGUGCACCGAAUCACUGGAAAAACAGUUGCAACAGCUAGUCAAGAGAUAAUAAUAGCCAGCACAAAAGUUCUGGAAAUACCGCUUCUUCCUGAAAAUAAUAUGUCAGCCAGUAUCGAUUGUGCUGGUAUUUUGAAACUUCGCAAUUCAGAUAUAGAGCUCCGUAAAGGAGAGACAGAUAUUGGAAGAAAGAAUACCAGAGUGCGACUUGUGUUUCGUGUUCACAUCCCACAACCUAGUGGAAAAGUCUUAUCCCUGCAGACUGCUUCCAUACCUGUUGAAUGCUCUCAGCGAUCUGCUCAAGAACUCCCUCAGAUUGAGAAGUACAGCAUCAACAGUUGCUCAGUAAAUGGAGGCCAUGAAAUGGUGGUGACAGGAUCCAAUUUUCUUCCAGAAUCCAAAAUUAUAUUUUUUGAAAAAGGACAAG
Nestor notabilis (Kea) is the source of this 1888-nucleotide messenger RNA. RefSeq names its product nuclear factor of activated T-cells, cytoplasmic, calcineurin-dependent 3 (gene NFATC3). Gene Ontology annotation, molecular function: DNA-binding transcription factor activity, RNA polymerase II-specific; transcription factor binding; RNA polymerase II cis-regulatory region sequence-specific DNA binding. The record is from RefSeq and is a predicted model, not a curated record. Gene Ontology annotation, biological process: cytokine production; calcineurin-NFAT signaling cascade; regulation of transcription by RNA polymerase II. The transcript has 6 exons. The annotation marks the transcript as partial. Gene Ontology annotation, cellular component: transcription regulator complex. NCBI's taxonomy places the organism in Eukaryota, Metazoa, Chordata, Aves, Psittaciformes, Psittacidae.